GGUUGCUCUGAAAUUGGCAAAAAACAAAAUGGAGGCGUAUAAUAUUUUUGUUUGGCAUAGAAUAUAAAAAAUCCCGAAUUUGUGUGUGCGAGAAGCGCCGUAAACAAAGGCCGUAAAAGCGGACAAAACAGGGCAGUGCGAGCGGUUCUUGGAACGGUUUGAUCGGCGCCCGCUGGAAGGGAACCAGCCGCAUCGCGUUGGAAGUGCAAACAAAAAAAAAACAGAAGAAACCGGAGGAGUUCGUUCCACUGCAUUCGCCACUCUUUGCUUUGCUUGCCCCUUCGCGGGAAUUACCGCUAAUUGGAUUGGACUGGAAAGCGGCGGAGGAGGAGCGCGGCGGGGAAGAGGGCUAGGAGGGAGGAUAGGAGGAGGCGAACCGCAAAGAGAGGACGCCGCGAUGGCCACCACCCAGCAAUAUUCGCUGCGGUGGAACAACUACCUGCGCCACCUCACCUACUCCCUGGACAACCACCGGCUGAACGAUGACUUCGUGGACGUCAGCCUGUGCGUCGAUGGACGCAGGAUCAAGGCCCACAAGGUGGUGCUCUCCUCCUGCUCCUCGUACUUCAAGGAGAUCUUCAAGGAGAACCCCCAUCCGCACCCAGUCAUUAUCUUUAAGUUCAUCAAGUUUGAGGAUCUCAACUCGAUCAUCGAGUUCAUGUACCAGGGCGAAGUCAAUGUGCAGCAGGAGGCGCUGCAAUCCUUCCUGCAGACCGCCGAGUUGCUGGCCGUCCAAGGACUCACCGCCGAGGAGAAGGAGAAGCCGCAGCUCCCGGUGGCGCCGCUGAUCAGCGAGCACAAGCUGAUCAAGACCAUACCGAGCACCAUACGCGCGGUCAACGAGCAACAGCAGCAGCAGCAGCAGGUGGCCAAUGUGGCCCAGGCGCAGACGGCCACGCAAACCAUCGAAAUACCCACGGCCACGCUGCUGCAGGCGACCACCGCCAGCCAAGUGCAAUCGCAGGUGGUGGCAGCUGCCGCAGCGGCCGCCCAGCAGUUGCAGGUGCAGCAGCAGCAGCAACAGCAUCACCAUGUACAAACCACCCAGAUUCAGCACAUUCAAGUGCAAUCUGCACCGCCCCCGCAACAGCAGCAGCAACAGCAGCAACAACAGCAGCAACAACAGCAGCAGCAGCAAUCCCAGCAGCAACAGACGACGCCUGUGCAGACGCAACACCUGACCAUCACCAAUGCGGUGGCCCUGCCGGCGGCCAGUUCGGUGAAGAAGCGCAAGAUCACCUUCUCCGACGACGAUGACAACAUGUACACCACCGAAACCGUUGACUAUGCCGUCAAGGAUGAGCAGACCAUAGUGAAAACUGCCGAGAUGACUUUCCUGCGCGGCGCCGUCAAGAUGGACAUACCCGACUAUAUUGUGGGCGAGGUGGAUGACCGGCUGUCGGACGGAGCCACGCCGCAAACGUCGCAGGACGCCACCACCGGAGCGGCCCAGAAUGUGGCCCAGUACUCGUCCGAGUACGAGAUACUCACCGAGUCCGAAAUGGAGGAGAAGUUCCAAGCGGAUGCGGACAACACAGAGAUUGCCAUUGAGAUGACCCGAUUGCUGGGCACCGCCAGCGGGACGGCGGGCGCGAAUUCCGGCCAGGUGAUGGAGGAUGCGGGUGGCGGCGGUGCGACGACUGGUUCCUCGACUACGGUGUCUGUGACGCCGGUCAAAUCGGACAGCAAGGCCAGCGGGACGAACGCGGCAAUGAAACAGGAACCGGGAACUGAAGCUAGCAGUGCCGCAGAAGCCGUCGAAAGCGGACGAACUGCACCGCCAGCGGCUGUUAGUGAUGAGGAAAACGCCCAGGACACCGGUCUCGCACCACUGAGCUGCAGUUUCUGCAGCAGACACCUCAAGUCGGUGAAUGCCCUACGGCGACACAUUGCCUCCCGGCACUCGGAGAUCCAGGGAAAGGAGCACGAGUGCUUCAUCUGCAUGAAGAGCUUCAAAACCAAGUGGUCGUUGUCCACCCACAACUCCCGGUUCCAUCGCGAAAUGGGCUGCUCGACCAAGGGAUUCACCAAGAUCGAGUAUACCGAUCACUGAACUAAAGCUCGCCAUUAAUUAGAAUUAAAUAAGAGGUUAAUACGUACAAGUAGAUUGUAUUUUAUCAUAUCAUA
Molecule: messenger RNA, 2127 nt
Organism: Drosophila takahashii
Lineage: Eukaryota; Metazoa; Arthropoda; Insecta; Diptera; Drosophilidae
Product: modifier of mdg4
Biological process (GO): regulation of transcription by RNA polymerase II
Cellular component (GO): nucleus
Molecular function (GO): protein binding
Source: RefSeq, a predicted model, not a curated record